Oncorhynchus keta (chum salmon) is the source of this 2651-nucleotide messenger RNA. RefSeq names its product ATP-binding cassette, sub-family H, member 1 (gene abch1). Gene Ontology annotation, biological process: transmembrane transport. The record is from RefSeq and is a predicted model, not a curated record. NCBI's taxonomy places the organism in Eukaryota, Metazoa, Chordata, Actinopteri, Salmoniformes, Salmonidae. Gene Ontology annotation, molecular function: ATP hydrolysis activity; ABC-type transporter activity; ATP binding. Gene Ontology annotation, cellular component: membrane; ATP-binding cassette (ABC) transporter complex. The annotation marks the transcript as partial. The transcript is spliced from 18 exons.
CUACGGCCUGCUGGGUCCGAGUGGGUGUGGGAAGACCACACUGUUGAAAUGCAUUGUGGGAACCCUGAAGAUCUCCCGAGGGCACAUCAGCGUGUUGGGGAAGCCGCCCGCAUUUCCUGGUCACCAGGUCCCUGGGAAGAUGGUGGGGUACAUGCCACAGGACCUGGCGUUGUACAAUGAGUUUACCAUCAGUGACACCCUGACGUUCUUCGGAAGGAUCCACGGCCUGUCAUCUACGGACACCCAGGCACGCAUGGACUUCCUGGUGGACUUCCUGGACCUACCUCAGAAGAGCAAACUAGUCCGAAAUCUCAGCGGAGGGCAGAAACGGAGGGUGUCUCUAGGAGCAGCCUUACUUCAAAACCCCCAGUUAUUGAUUCUGGAUGAACCCACAGUCGGGGUGGACCCUGUGCUGAGAGCCAAGAUCUGGCAGCAUCUAGUAGAGAUUGUGAAAACUGGAAAAGUAUCAGUCGUCAUCACCACUCACUACAUAGAGGAGGCCAGGCAAGCCAACGUGGUGGGUCUGAUGAGGAAUGGCCGACUGUUGGCCGAGGGACAUCCAGAAACCAUGAUGAAACAGCACAAUGCACCGACCCUGGAGAAAGCCUUCCUGCAGCUGUGUGAGACCUCAGACCAGGUGGGCUCCAAACACAGCACCUCCCCUCUGGGCGGGGUCCUAGAGAGCAGCCAAUCAUUCGAGAGCGGCCGGGACGAGAGUCUACCAAUCCUGGGAGCCGGAUCGGGACCAGUAGAAGAGCUGCCCAAAUACUCAGCGGACUGGAAGGUACGAGUCAGGCAUGUGAUGCCAAAGUGGAGGAACAUCGCAGCUCUGAUUAUCAAGACCACGGUGCGGAUGAAGAGAAUGCCAGGGUCCCUAUGUUUCCAGUUCCUUCUGCCAGUCAUCCAGAUCUCUCUGAUGUGUCUGUGUAUCGGAGGAGACCCCAAAGAAAUACAGGUGGCUGUGGUCAACAAUGAGACCUCUUCCAGCUCCUAUAGCCAAUCCCUGCUCUCCUUCCUGGACAACUCCAGCGUGCAACAGGUGAACCUGUCCCAUGCUGAGGCUUUUGCAGGGGCCUAUAACGGAGAGUACUGGGCCGUCAUCGGGUUUGGAAAGAAUUUUACCAGCUACCUGACCAAGAGGAUGAUCCAGAGGCAGGUCUCUAAGGAGGUGGUGGAUGGAGGGUCGGUGCACGUCUGGUUGGACCUGACCAAUCAACAGAUCGCCAUGAUGCUUCAGAAGAAACUAGCAGAUGCCUUUGAGGACUUCGUCCAGUAUAAGAUGGGGAGCAUGUCUUACCUGGUCUCUCUUCCUGUCAAGUUUGAGGAGCCCAUCUAUGGCAGCAUGAACUCAGACUUCACCACGUUUGUGACGCCAGGAGCCGUUCUGAGCAUCACGUUCUACCUGGCAGUGGGCUUGACGGCUCUGUCCUUCGUGAUAGAGAGGAAGGAGGGACUAAUGGACAGGUGCUGGGUUGCAGGUGUUAGUUCGUUGGAGACUGUGCUGGCCCAUCUCAUCUCCCAGCUGUUUGUCAUCAGCAUCCAGGUCAUUCUACUACUGCUCUUAAUGCUGCUCGUCUUCAAGAUCCCUAAUGAGGGGAGCCUGGUGUUGGUUAUAGCUCUGAUUGGGCUGCAGGGUGUGACUGGCAUCUCCUUUGGUCUGGUCAUCUCAUCCGCCAUCGAUGACGAACAGAACGCCAACCAGGCUGCCCUUGGUAUCUUCUACCCCAACCUCAUCGUCAGUGGUAUAAUCUGGCCUGUGGAGUGCAUCCCCUAUCCACUACGUUACAUCAGUCUGGCCCUGCCCCAGACCUACGCUUCUGAAGCCCUACGAUGCAUCAUGUACAGAGGCUGGGGUCUCUCCAGGAUGAUGGUGUGGCGAGGCUUCGCUGUCACCCUGGGCUGGAACACUUUCUUCGUCAUCCUGGCCAUCGUCAUCCUCAAGCUGAGGACCUGAGACGUCUAUCCAGGGGGGGGGCUUCCUAGUCUCGGGAUGUCUGUGUCGGGGGACACUGUGCUUUAAGGGAGAAAGUGCUGGUUUUCCAGAGUUCAUCUUGCAGACAGACCCACACCGACACGCACAAUCACACCCCCUCCUGCUUGCCAACUAGCCAACCCUGAGAACCAGAGUCUAUGGGUGAAGGACUACUAGGUGGGGCGAUUCAUUCCAAAUCUUGCAGGUAGAAAUCUACUUCAUAGAAAGGAUAGCGUUCGCUAUUCCAUUAGAGAGUUGUGGCUGCUCUUUUAUGUUGUCGUCUUUCAUGCUGCAAUGCUUUGAAUGUUUCAACCGCCUGAAUCUGCCCUGCAGGCAAUGUUUCUCAACCCAGUUGUUUUACAGCCUAUUCUAUUACAUACAGCCCAGCUAGCACAUUUGGUUCCUUUGAAGUUGUAGGAACGUAUGUUUUUGGUUUCACAUUGGUUGUGGGAAGGAAGCCAUAGUUUCCUGACCAGUAAAACUGAGAAGAGAAGUUCCAGGAACAAGAUGAAUUGUCACGUCGUACGUCUCUGAACUAUGUGAGAACGUUCCCAAUGUCAAACCAGUUGGAGAACAUUACCAACAUUGAAAUGAAAUGUAGCAGUAUUUGAACUUAUAUGAAACGUUGAAAUACUUAACGUAAUGAAAUACCAAAAUACAUUUUUGUUGUUGUCAAGUU